UCAAAAUGAAAGGCAGCAUUGUCCUUGGAUUUUUGUGCACAAUUGUCUGUGAAGUGGCGGCACUCUCUUGCUACUUCUGCGAACCUGAUAUCACCCAGAAAUGCAACAACAGCGUGCCCUGCACAGGAACAUGUGCCAGUGUAACUGAGGCAUUGUAUAAAGUAGGCAUUACAGAAUUAGUGACCAAUUCAAAGUGCUGCCUCCAGACGGAUCACUGCAUCUCUGGCUCGAUAAACCUUGGAGUUCUUAAGAGGACAUUCAAUGUCCAAUGCUGUGGAAACAACCAUUGCAAUACUCGAAGCAUUCCAGAGUUUAACACAGAUAAUACUCCCAAUGGGAAAAAGUGUUACACAUGUGAUGACAAUGACUGCACAAAAACGAUGUCUUGUGUUGGAGAUGAGGACCGUUGCAUUAAAACAACAAUUGGGUCAGAAGAGCACGAAAUGAUUAUGAAAGGAUGUGCCUCCAGCAGUAUCUGCAAUGACAGCGCAACUGGUCUGAUAGGCGCUGAGAUGGAGUGCUGUGAGGGGAACCUGUGCAACAGCCCCAAGGGUCUGAAGGGACAGAUUGCCCUUAUCCUGCUGGGGUCUCUCCUCUCUGUUGUGAUCGUCAUUCUGAGUGGUGUGCUUUUAGGACUUCAUCUCAGAUCACAGGCCAAGUGUAACUACUGUUCCACAAGCUCCAUAGCAAUGUCUGACAUAGAUAAUGUCUGACAUGAAUAUUUGCUCAUACUUUAUUUUGUUAA
Molecule: messenger RNA, 745 nt
Organism: Sardina pilchardus (European sardine)
Lineage: Eukaryota; Metazoa; Chordata; Actinopteri; Clupeiformes; Clupeidae
Product: phospholipase A2 inhibitor and Ly6/PLAUR domain-containing protein-like
Exons: 5
Coding region: 6-713 (235 amino acids)
Source: RefSeq, a predicted model, not a curated record